Molecule: messenger RNA, 1737 nt
Organism: Exophiala spinifera
Lineage: Eukaryota; Fungi; Ascomycota; Eurotiomycetes; Chaetothyriales; Herpotrichiellaceae
Exons: 1
Coding region: 1-1737 (578 amino acids)
Source: RefSeq, a predicted model, not a curated record
AUGCAACCCCAUGUGCUGGAUAUCCUCGUGGAAAGAGUCAAAAGCUACUCACAGGAGCAGAUUACUCGACUCUAUCGAACCCUCCUAGCCUUACACGAGGAACGACUCGCCCUCAAUGCCGACAACAUCACCAAGGUCUACCUUCGAAUCUGUAGCGAGGAUGGCUUCCAAGGCGAUAGCGAGGAGGACACAUGUGGAAUGUGGAUCAGGUGCCUCAUUCUUAUGGACAGUCACAUCCCGCCGCACAAGAAGUUCUUCCAAGUUCUCGAAAAGGCAAACAUACAAUUAGUGACAGAUGAUUCAGACGAAGAAGAGUCAGAAGAGGAGAAAGACGACGACUAUUCGGAUAUCCACGCGAGAAGAGAAGGUGACAGUAUUGAAUCUGUGGAUGAGCAAGAUCCACGUUGGCUUCAGGCGGUUGCGCUUGACCAUUUUCGACUCAAAAGCCAGGCACUCUCUUUGUGGAGGGAGACCGUCAAACAGCCAUCAGUCAAUGACCUGGUCGUGCAUAUUGAACCACCCCACGGCGUUCAUGGCGGAGGCCAGGAUGAGGAAGAGUACAGCGUUGAGAAACUUGCCGAACUAGAAGCGGUAGCGGAUCAAUUCCGAGACGGAACUCUAAAGCAAAAGGCAUUGUCUCACUGGAGAGUCGUGACUGCCGAAUACAUGGAACAAGAGAGAAGAGCCGACAGUUUUCGAAGGAAAAAGGAUACAGAGAAUGUGCUUAGCAAGUGGGUUCUGGCUGAGCGUGAGGUUGUACUUGUGCAGGUGCGGACGGCAAACGCAGCUCAGAAGGCUCUCGAUUCCUGGCGUCGGCAGACAAAAGAGCUCCAACAGCAGGAGAAAAUAGCUGACGUUGCUGCCGAGUAUUUUGCUGGCAGGCAUGCAUUCCAGGCGAUGCGUGGGAAGGCACAGGAACGACUUGAGCAGCUGCAAGAGGAACAAGAAUUCAAUAAGGCUCGCCAAAGGUAUCUCAUCCAGAAGUAUCUCUCUAUAUGGCUGGAGCGUGUCGAGCAACGUGCCAAGGAAGGCCUGUACCAGUCAGCCUACAAGACAAUGCGGAGAAAGGUGAAGAUGAAUCUCGCUCGUGAUGCUAUUAGAACCUGGCAUUCACAGGCGAUGGAGGAGAAAGCGAAACUCGAAGAGAUGGCGAGGAUGGCUGAUGAAUUCCGCCAACGUAAAGACCGCGAAGCAGCGCAGCGCAUGGCUCUUGGUGCUAUUCAUGCCAUGUAUGAACAAGGUAUGGAUGGCAAGCGACUGGAGCAAGAUGCCGACCAACAUUAUCACCGCACACUCAUCAACAGGUUCGGGCUCUGGGACUCCAGGUGGCGAGCACCUGCGAUGGAAUACAAAGAACACGAGAACACUGCAGACAAAUAUCGAGAACUCAAAGACCUUGAGUUUGCCGGGAACAAACUUCGAAAUUGGAAGACUCAGGCCUGGAGACACCAGAGAAUGGAACAAGAUGCUGAUGUCUUGCACCAACGACAUGACAAGAGACGAGCUGCCGGCUUUCUCCAACGCUGGAGACAAGCAGCUGCCGAUCAUCGAAGUAACGUCGAGGCUAGAGAAGAGCGGGAUCGCUUGGUACCCGCAACACCUGCGGCUAGAAGGAGUCUGUUGGUUGCCACAUCCACCACGCCAGCCUACACACCAGCGCCUGGUCUGUUGGGUGCCGGGUAUAUCGAAGAGGAAACCGAAGACGACGUCGAAGGCGAGACCGACUACGAUGAAUGA